GUGGUCCUAAAGGAAUAAUUGGCGCCAAAUCCGACCGAACGGACAAGCUGCACGACGUCACGCUUGCGAGCAUCUUACGUCUCUUUUUCAACGCGUGCAAGAUCAGAUUUUUUACGCAGCUCUCGAUAGCGUGAGCCGUUUUAAAAAAAAACUUUACAGGGAACAUGGAAGAGGCCUACAAACUAAUCGGAGCGGGGAAGAAGCAGUUGGUUCUGGGCAAAGCGGUGGAGGCGGUGAGCAGUCUACAGGAGGCCUGCGGAAUACUAGCCAAAGCAUAUGGAGACACCGCAGAUGAGUGCGCAGAAGCAUUCUUUUGGUGCGGGAGAGCCCUGUUGGAUUUGGCACGAAUGGAGAACUCUGUACUCGGUAACGCUUUGGAAGGAGUCCCGGAGGAUGACGAAGAUGAGACUCCUCAAGAUUCCAAUGUGGAGGGCACGGAAAAAGUUGAUGAAAAGACCAGAGAUGAGUUGAGGGUUCAAGUUUACGACGCCAUGGCGGAGAAAUCCGACAAUGCACAGGAGAAGGAAACUGCGGCCGACAAGAAGGUUGAGGAUAAAACAGAGGACAGUGUAGCUGAGGAACCUCUAUCAGAUAAAAUGGAAGAAGGAAAAGCAGUCAAGAAGGAAGACCUGAGUGAUGAGAAGUUAGAAAAGACAGUAGACAAAAUAGCUGACGAGAAGGUUGACGCGUCUGACAAAAUGGAAAACGGUGACGCGAGCAAAAUGGCUGACGAGAAGGUCGAAGCGUCUGACAAAAUGGAGAAUGGUGAAACGGACAAAAUGGCUGACGAGAAAGUCGAAGAAGUGGCCGAGAAGAUGGAGGAAGAAGAAGACUCUGAAGAUGACGCUGAGGAGGAACAAAGCGAAGACAACAAUUCUGGAGAAAAGGUAAGAAGAAGAAAAACUUUUGAGAUGAGCAUGCGUGCAAGGUUGAACGUGAUUGUUUGGCAGGAGGGCGAUGAAUCAGAGGAGGAAGAGGAGGAGGUGGGAAACCUUCAGCUGGCCUGGGAGAUGCUGGAAUUAGCCAAGGUCAUCUAUAAGAGAAAAGAGUCCAAGGACGACCAGCUUAUGGCAGCUCAGGCCCAUUUAAGACUGAGUGAAGUUUCUGCUGAGUCUGGGAACUACGUCCAAGCCUUGGAAGACCUCCGGGAGUGUCUUUCACUUCAGCGGAAACACUUGGACGCCGACAGCCGACUGGUCGCCGAGACGUACUACCAGCUGGGUCUGACCUUCAGCUUGAACCAACAGUACGGAGAGUCCGUGGACCACCUCAACCGUUCCAUCUCUGUCAUCAAAAGCAGGCUGGCAAACCUGACAGAGCUGAUCGCAAAGGCUGCCGGCCCUGAGGAGCUUCCUGAGGAGAGGCAGGAGAUGGAGGAACUGAAGGCGCUGCUGCCCGAGAUCCAGGAGAAGGUGGAGGACGCCACCGAUAGCCUGAAAUGUCGCAACACUGAGUCCACCGAGCCUGCGCCGGACGGCGCCUCCACUUCGUCCGCAUCUCCGGUUGUCGCCGCUCAGAGUGGUGACACUUCACCAGCGAGCGCUGCAGGCAGUCAGAGCCAGCCGCCACUUUACUCCUCAAGCACCAAAGUCAGUUCUGCCAACGGGUCCGCUCCCGACACUCGGGUUUCUGACAUCAGCCACUUGGUCCGAAAGAAGAGGAAGCCAGAGGAGAGUCCUUCAAAAGAGGGUAUGAAGAAGAAGGCCAAGCAGGAUGUUGCUCAGGACACGCUCGUCGUGCAAAAAACCAACGGUGACACGAGUAUGUGAAAAAGGGGACCCUCUCUUUGUUCUUAACGUUACCUCAACAAGGACGCAUCUUCGUUCCCAAGAUGGUGUUGAUCUUUUUGUACUUGCCCUGGGUUUUGUACCAUUGAAUAAAUGUGUUGCUUUUGUACAUCUGUGAAGUUGUGUGCGGUGAAACAACGCCAACAUGGAUUUAUUGUCGUUUCCGAUGUGCCAGCCGUCCCGGUGACACUUUUUGCACCGGUUUAAAAUAUGUAAGCAGUCAUGUUAGCAUUGUUCCGCUGCUCUGUUCUGAUAUUGUGACUUGUUUAAUAAAAGACUUGAAGCAUGA
This is a messenger RNA of Syngnathus typhle (broad-nosed pipefish), 2076 nucleotides long. Its product is annotated as histone-binding protein N1/N2-like. Lineage: Eukaryota; Metazoa; Chordata; Actinopteri; Syngnathiformes; Syngnathidae. Gene Ontology annotation, cellular component: nucleoplasm. The record is from RefSeq and is a predicted model, not a curated record. Bases 165 to 1769 code for a protein of 534 amino acids. Gene Ontology annotation, biological process: CENP-A containing chromatin assembly; DNA replication-dependent chromatin assembly. Gene Ontology annotation, molecular function: histone binding. The transcript is spliced from 11 exons.